AUGGAGAUCAUAAAGAGUCGCAGAGGACUCGUCAUCGCUUGCUGCAUAUUUUUACUUGCUUUACUUGCAGGAGGUGAGAUUCUCCCUCAAACCAUCAAGAGAAACUGUAGCUACACAGUGACAAUACAAACAACAUGCACAAAGGGUGCGGACACAUCAGACCAUGUGAGCUUGAGAUUUGGCGAUGAAAAAUCAAAUGACAUAAUUGUUGAACAUCUCAACUCCAAGCAUGUAAGGCAAGUUGAUCCAUUGCAGCCUCUUGUCCUGGAUGACAUUCCCAGAAAACCAUUCCAGGCUUGCUUGGUAGAUGAGUUCCAAGUGAAGGGGCAAUGCAUGGAAUCGCCGAUCUGCUAUUUGUAUCUGAAGCAAUCGGGAAACGACGAUUGGCGACCGGGUUUUGCGCAGGUGGAGGCAUUGGAAGACUCUGGUCUCAGCUCCACAAGUUUCUUUUUUCGAAGAUAUCUGCCCCGGAACGUUUGGCACGGCUCUGAUUUGUGUUUUAAAGAAACCACUCCUUUUGGAAUCAAGCAUAAGAGGAAGGUAUUCAACAAGAAACCAGCUGUCGCUGAGAGUCCAAGAACUUAAAUAACAAUCCGUUAUCGGAAUAAUGACCAUUAUAUAAUGGUAAAAAUAUCAUAAA
Molecule: messenger RNA, 640 nt
Organism: Hibiscus syriacus
Lineage: Eukaryota; Viridiplantae; Streptophyta; Magnoliopsida; Malvales; Malvaceae
Product: embryo-specific protein ATS3A-like
Exons: 2
Coding region: 1-585 (194 amino acids)
Molecular function (GO): protein binding
Source: RefSeq, a predicted model, not a curated record